AUGUCUCCGAGUCUUGAUUCAGAUAGCCAGUUCGCCGACCUGCAGAGCUACCUUGUUCUCGAGCUUUCUCAUCGCGCUUGGGAAGUUGUUUCCGGUCCCCAAGAGGUUGCGGGAAUUUUUUUGGACGGAUUUCCAGAGGUACUAGCUUUAUUGAAGAGUACUGGCGAGGAGGAGGCCCGUGCCAUCGGUUGCUAUAUUCCGACUUGCUUUGGAGAGCGUAUUGAACGUCUAAAAGAAGUUGCUAACAGAUUGCGCGGCAAUAUUAUAAGUGGUACUUUACAGGUUCAUGUUAACAAACUAGCGAUUGGUAUUAAUGGUUGUGGUUCUCCCUCACUUGCCAUGGCAGAUAUGGCUAGACGGGUGGCUGAUGUAUACUAUGAGACUCACCCUGAUGCCCGAGAGAGUGGGUACGCUGGUCUAUUUAAUUCCGAGCCUUACAUUGCUUGGAUCCGUCUAGAUGGCGCGAAGAAGAACUGCGAUGCUUGCAACUCGAAGUGGGAUGGUUGA
This is a messenger RNA of Penicillium manginii, 507 nucleotides long. RefSeq lists its product as uncharacterized. The transcript is spliced from 2 exons. The coding region runs from base 1 to 507 and encodes 168 amino acids. The record is from RefSeq and is a predicted model, not a curated record. NCBI's taxonomy places the organism in Eukaryota, Fungi, Ascomycota, Eurotiomycetes, Eurotiales, Aspergillaceae.